AUGCUCGUCAAUGCGGGCUUCAUGAGUGGUGCAGGAGUGAAGGCGAUAGUGCCAGCGUUGAUAGCCAACACUGUAUGGGUUGGUGGGGAAUUUGGUUCAUUGUUCCUGACUUCACCGUGGUGGGCCAAGACUGCCCUCUACACGACGAGUUUGGGCUUUGGUGUGGUACCGCUCAUUUGGUAUAUCGGAUGUCGUUUGAGAGACAUUAGUAAAAGUCAUGGUGACAGAGAGCUCGCUGGGAGGUUCCGUCUGAUAGCCGACUUGACGGUGGUGACACUAUCGCUGUACCCAGUGGCGUGGCUGCUCACUGACGGUCUUGGUAUCGUGAAUGCUGGGACUACCUCGUAUGCUACUAUGAUGAGUGGAUUGGACCUCCUAUCGAAGUAUGGCGGUAGCAUAUUGGUAACGAAGGACCAUAGGGUGUUAGAAAGGGCCUAUACGAUAGCCAGGGGAGAGGAGACCAGCACGAAAGUGCGCAGGGCGGUGCCUGUGCAAGGGGAGUCAGCGGUGUAUGCGGAGAGGCCGCCGCUGCUAGGCGAAUUGGCGACUGCAGCUCUGCAGGGCGAUGAUAAUGAUGACGAUGAUGACGGCGCGGCGUCGCAGUCCUCGGAGAUUGCAUCGGAGUGA
Messenger RNA from Perkinsus marinus ATCC 50983, 627 nucleotides. Its product is annotated as Cruxrhodopsin-2, putative. The record is from RefSeq and is a predicted model, not a curated record. The transcript is spliced from 5 exons. Gene Ontology annotation, cellular component: membrane. Bases 1 to 627 code for a protein of 208 amino acids. Lineage: Eukaryota; Perkinsozoa; Perkinsida; Perkinsidae.